GGGGUUUUGGGUCCCCCCAGACCGCGUGAGGCCGACAGUGAGGAGGAGGAGGAGGAGGAGCCCCUGAGAUGAAGAAGCCGACGACGGACGAGGGCACGGCCAGCAGCGAGGUGAGGGCCACUGAGGAGAUGUCCAACCUGGUCACCUACAUUGAGCCCGUCAAGUUCAAAUCCUUCCAGGUGGCCCAGAAGCGCAACAAGAGCUUUGAGAUGUCGUCCUUCGUGGAGACGAAGGGGCUGGAGCAGCUCACCAAGAGCCCCCUCGAGUUCGUGGAGUACAACAAGAGGCAGCUGAGCCGGGUUUAUCCCAAGGGGACCCGCGUGGACUCCUCCAACUUCCACCCCCAGCUCUUCUGGAACGCCGGGGUGCACAUGGCAGCCCUCAACUUCCAGAGCUUGGACGUCCCCCUGCAGCUGAACCUGGGCCUGUUCGAGGCCAACGGGCGCUCGGGGUUUCUGCUCUGCCGAGCCCCCUAUGUCCCCCUGCAGCUGAACCUGGGGCUGUUCGAGGCCAACGGGCGCUCGGGCUUCUGCCUAUGUCCCCUGCAGCUGAACCUGGGCCUGUUCGAGGCCAACGGGCGCUCGGGGUUUCUGCUCAAGCCGGAGCCGCUGCGGCGCCCGCACAAAACCUUCGACCCCUUCGCCGAGGAGAGGCUGGACGGGAUCGUGGCCAACACCCUGCACGUCCAGGUGAUUUCGGGUCAGUUUCUCUCAGACCGCCGCUCGGGGGUGUUUGUGGAGCUCGAGGUUUUCGGGCUCCCCAUCGACACCCGCCGGAGGUUCCGCACCAGGACGAGCCAAGGGAACCCCUUCAACCCCGUCUGGGACGAGGGGCUCGAACUCAACAAGGUGCUGGGGGAACUGGGAGGGACUGGGAGGGACUGGGAGGGACUGGGAACCCCUUCAACCCCGUCUGGGACGAGGGGCCCGUCCUCAACAAG
This is a messenger RNA of Myiozetetes cayanensis, 940 nucleotides long. Its product is annotated as 1-phosphatidylinositol 4,5-bisphosphate phosphodiesterase beta-3-like. The record is from RefSeq and is a predicted model, not a curated record. The transcript has 10 exons. NCBI's taxonomy places the organism in Eukaryota, Metazoa, Chordata, Aves, Passeriformes, Tyrannidae. Gene Ontology annotation, biological process: lipid metabolic process; phosphatidylinositol-mediated signaling. The annotation marks the transcript as partial. Gene Ontology annotation, molecular function: phosphatidylinositol-4,5-bisphosphate phospholipase C activity; calmodulin binding.